UAGACUGUCUAUCUGUCGAAGUAAUAAAUGCGUUCAGCCAACCCAAUCUCCCGAAACUUCCACACUCAAAGACACGCGCUCUCUUCCUCGACCUUUAAAAACUAAAAUCUUUGCAUGCAAAUUGCAUACACAACAGAAAUUAUUACCCUGCCCUUUACAAUUCUUCUCCUAUUAGACAAAGCAUUAUUGUUUAGCAUACAAAUCUUCAACUAAAAUCUCCGAUAGUCUGUCUGUUUGUUUAUUUGCUGACGAAAUUCGCCCAUCUGCUUUGGUCUCUGGCUUUCACCACCUAUGCCCGAGUUCGAACAUGUUCCAGAAAACGCCCUGUUCGAUAAAUACGAGCUCGGCAGGCUCCUGGGUUGUGGCGCCUUCGCCAAGGUUCAUCAUGCCCGUAACGUACGCACUGGACAGAGCGUCGCCAUUAAGGUCAUCCACAAAAGGAAACUUUCCAAUAUCAGCUUGAUGUCCAACGUCAAGCGCGAGAUCUCCAUCAUGAGCUGCUUGAACCAUCCUUACAUCGUCAAGUUGUUCGAGGUUUUGGCUACCAAAACUAAGAUCUAUUUCGUGAUGGAAUUCGUCAAGGGUGGAGAACUGUUCUCUGAGGUUUCUAAAGGAAGGUUCAGCGAAGAUCUCAGCCGUAAAUAUUUCCAGCAGCUCAUCUCGGCCGUUGGUUACUGCCACUCCCGCGGGGUUUUCCACCGUGACUUGAAACCUGAAAACAUACUCCUCGGCGAGAGUGGGAAUUUAAAGGUGUCGGAUUUCGGUCUCAGCGCCGUAACCGAUCAGAUCAGACCCGACGGGCUGUUGCACACCUUGUGUGGUACACCAGCUUACGUGGCACCAGAGAUAUUGACGAAAAAAGGUUACGAUGGAGCUAAGGUGGACGUGUGGUCAUGCGGCAUCAUCCUCUACGUCCUAAACGCGGGUUGCUUACCUUUCAAUGACCCAAAUCUCAUGGUUAUGUACAAAAAGAUCUACAAAGGUGAGUACAGUUGUCCCAAAUGGAUGUCGAGCGGUCUCAAACGCUUCUUGUCUCGGCUUCUGGACACUAAUCCCGAGACGAGAAUCACGAUUCAUGAGAUCCUCAAGGAUCCAUGGUUCAGUAAGGGUGGUUAUGAGGAGCCCAAGUUCCACGUGAAGCAUGACAAGGAUGUGUUUUUACUACAAGUUUCAAGCUUGAAUGCAUUCGAUUUGAUAUCAUUCUCAUCGGGUUUGGAUCUGUCUGGUUUGUUCGAGGACGCGCGUGACUCGGCGAGUGAAUGCGAACACCUUGUAUCGAGAGAGUCUCCCGAGAAAUUGGUGGAGAUGGUGGAAGAGGUUGCCAAGGGCGAGCGGCUGUUGAGGGUGAAGAGAAAGAAAGAAUGGGGCGUUGAAUUAGAAGAAGAAAACGGUAACUACGGGAUAGCGGUUGCAGUUUAUCGGUUAACGGGAGAGCUGGUUGUGGUGGAAGCCAAAAGAACGUGCGGUGAUGCACAACGCUACAGAGAUACAUGGAACAAUAAAAUCAAGCCUGCUCUAUUAAGAUGAUUGAUAUAUUAUAAUGAAUG
Messenger RNA from Hibiscus syriacus, 1547 nucleotides. Its product is annotated as CBL-interacting serine/threonine-protein kinase 11-like. Gene Ontology annotation, molecular function: protein kinase activity; ATP binding. The coding region runs from base 292 to 1527 and encodes 411 amino acids. Gene Ontology annotation, biological process: protein phosphorylation; signal transduction. The record is from RefSeq and is a predicted model, not a curated record. The transcript has 2 exons. NCBI's taxonomy places the organism in Eukaryota, Viridiplantae, Streptophyta, Magnoliopsida, Malvales, Malvaceae.